This is a messenger RNA of Epinephelus fuscoguttatus (brown-marbled grouper), 864 nucleotides long. RefSeq names its product ring finger protein 182 (gene rnf182). The transcript has a single exon. NCBI's taxonomy places the organism in Eukaryota, Metazoa, Chordata, Actinopteri, Perciformes, Serranidae. Bases 1 to 864 code for a protein of 287 amino acids. The record is from RefSeq and is a predicted model, not a curated record.
AUGACGAUUGAGCUGCAAAGCCCUGAGGAUGGUGGAGGUGGUGGUGGCCACGUGGACAUACUGAGCACAGAGGAGCUGGAGUGUAAGAUCUGCUACUGUGCGUACAACCUAGCAAGUCGUAGGCCAAAGGUGCUCGAGUGCUGCCAUCGUCUGUGCGCCAAAUGCCUCGCUAAGAUCCUGGACCUGGGUGAGUCACCUCCCAAUGCUGUUGUGUGCCCAUUCUGCCGCUACAUAACCAGACUGCCUGGAGAGGCGGUGAGCAGCCUGCCAGAUGACUGCAACCUGGUGGCGGCACUGGCCCUCCAAAGCAGGAAUCAAAGGAACCUGCACUUCCACCAGGAGGCGACCACGGAGCUGCUCCUCAGCCCCAGGCGCCUGAGCUCGCUGAUGGGCAGCAACCUACCUGUGAUGCCCCCUUCCUCCUCCUCAUCUGCGUCUUCUUCCUCCACCACCUAUUCCUCCAUUCGAGGGUCCCCUAACUUUGUGGUCAUUACCAUCAUGGAGCCUCCACCAAUGCCUAUUUCCACACAGGACCUCCACCUCCACCACCAGCCACAUGGAUCUCACACAUCAAACCGAGGCUACCGCUCAUCAAGUCUAGACUCCAUGGCGUCCAUCACGCAGAGGUGGACGGUGUGGAACUGUGCGGCCCUCCUGUGCCAGACCUCGGCUCGGGCUCUGGUGUGGGUGCUGGGGCUGCUGUACUUCAGCUCGCUGCCCAUGGGGGUUUACCUGCUCAUCAUGCAGAGGACAACGCUCGGGGUGCUGCUGGUGAGCCUGGUUCCUGCCAGCCUCGUCAUGAUCAUGGUGUACGGCUUCUGCCAGUGUAUCUGCCAUGAGUUGUGGGACUGCAUGCCUCCGUAA